AUGUCAAAGCUAUUUUCUACUGUCAAUUCUGCAAGACAUAGUGUACCACUAGGCGGCAUGAGAGAUUAUGUGCACAUUAAGAAACUAGAGAUGAAUACAGUUCUUGGGCCUGAUUCCUGGAAUCAAUUAAUGCCUCAGAAAUGUCUACUAAGCUUAGAUAUGGGUACAGAUUUUAGUAAAUCUGCGGCUACGGAUGAUUUGAAAUAUUCUCUAAAUUAUGCAGUUAUUUCUCGUGAUUUGACGAAUUUCGUCAGCAAAAAAAAGAAUUGGGGUUCUGUUUCUAAUUUGGCUAAAUCUGUGUCUCAAUUUGUUAUGGACAAAUAUUCUGGUGUCGAGUGUCUGAAUUUAGAAGUGCAGGCGGAUACAACGCAUAUUAGAAGUGACCACAUAUCUUGUAUUAUUCAACAAGAAAGAGGGAAUCCAGAAUCACAGGAAUUUGACGUUGUUAGGAUAUCUGAGUUAAAAAUGUUGACUUUGAUUGGUGUUUUCACCUUUGAGAGACUUAAGAAACAGUAUGUAACUUUGGAUAUAAAGUUGCCUUGGCCAAAGAAAGCCGAAUUGCCACCGCCAGUGCAAAGCAUAAUUGAUAACGUUGUCAAGUUUGUGGAGGAAUCAAAUUUCAAGACUGUGGAAGCUCUUGUAGAAUCUGUGUCAGCUGUUAUUGCCCAUAACGAGUAUUUUCAAAAGUUUCCAGAUUCGCCUUUGGUGGUGAAGGUUUUGAAAUUAAACGCAAUCACAGCCACAGAAGGUGUUGGUGUAAGCUGUAUUAGAGAGCCCAGGGAGAUUGCGAUGGUAAAUAUUCCAUAUCUUUCCUCCAUACAUGAAUCGUCUGAUAUUAAGUUCCAAUUGUCUUCAUCACAAAACACUCCUAUUGAGGGUAAAAAUACAUGGAAAAGAGCGUUUUUAGCGUUUGGUUCAAACAUUGGGGACCGUUUCAAACACAUUCAAAUGGCGUUGCAAUUAUUAUCAAGGGAAAAAACGGUUAAAUUACGGAAUAUUUCGUCUAUUUUUGAAAGUGAACCAAUGUAUUUCAAAGAUCAAACCCCUUUCAUGAAUGGGUGUGUUGAGGUGGAGACAUUACUGACCCCAAGCGAAUUAUUAAAAUUGUGUAAAAAAAUUGAAUAUGAAGAGUUGCAAAGAGUCAAGCAUUUUGAUAAUGGUCCGAGAACAAUAGAUCUGGAUAUUGUUAUGUUUUUGAAUAGCGCCGGAGAAGAUAUUAUAGUAAAUGAACCGGAUUUGAAUAUACCGCAUCCUAGAAUGCUGGAGAGGACUUUCGUUCUUGAGCCGUUAUGUGAAUUAAUAUCCCCCGUUCACCUUCAUCCUGUGACAGCGGAACCCAUUGUAGACCAUUUAAAACAGUUAUACGACAAACAGCAUGAUGAAGAUACCUUAUGGAAAUUAGUUCCAUUGCCUUAUCGUAGUGGUGUGGAGCCUAGAUUUUUGAAAUUCAAGACCGCUACAAAACUUGACGAAUUUACUGGAGAAACAAACAGAAUUACUGUUUCACCUACAUAUAUCAUGGCUAUCUUCAACGCUACACCAGAUUCAUUUUCCGAUGGAGGUGAGCAUUUUGCGGACAUUGAAAGUCAAUUGAAUGAUAUCAUUAAAUUGUGUAAAGACGCAUUAUAUUUGCAUGAGAGCGUCAUCAUCGACGUUGGAGGGUGUUCUACCAGGCCUAACUCUAUUCAGGCGUCUGAGGAAGAAGAAAUACGCAGGUCUAUCCCAUUAAUUAAGGCCAUUAGAGAAAGCACUGAGUUACCGCAAGAUAAAGUCAUACUAUCCAUUGAUACUUAUCGUUCCAAUGUCGCUAAAGAAGCGAUUAAAGUUGGAGUGGAUAUUAUUAAUGAUAUUUCGGGAGGUUUAUUUGACAGCAACAUGUUUGCCGUAAUUGCAGAGAACCCAGAAAUUUGUUAUAUUUUAUCACACACACGUGGUGAUAUUUCAACGAUGAAUAGGCUGGCGCAUUACGAAAAUUUUGCAUUGGGUGAUUCUAUUCAGCAAGAAUUUGUUCAUAAUACCGACAUUCAGCAGCUAGACGACUUGAAAGACAAAACAGUGUUAAUCAGGAAUGUUGGUCAAGAAAUUGGCGAAAGGUAUAUCAAAGCGAUUGAUAAUGGAGUAAAGCGCUGGCAAAUUCUAAUCGACCCUGGACUUGGUUUUGCUAAGACCUGGAAGCAAAACUUACAAAUUAUUAGACAUAUCCCCAUUUUAAAGAACUACUCAUUCACCAUGAACUCAAACAAUUCGCAAGUGUAUGUUAACCUCAGAAAUAUGCCCGUUUUAUUGGGUCCAUCGCGCAAAAAAUUCAUUGGACAUAUCACAAAAGAUGUGGAUGCGAAGCAAAGAGACUUUGCUACUGGAGCGGUGGUAGCGUCGUGUAUUGGUUUCGGCAGCGACAUGGUUAGGGUCCAUGACGUUAAAAAUUGUUCGAAGAGCAUUAAAUUAGCAGAUGCUAUUUAUAAAGGUUUGGAAUAA
Molecule: messenger RNA, 2475 nt
Organism: Saccharomyces cerevisiae S288C
Lineage: Eukaryota; Fungi; Ascomycota; Saccharomycetes; Saccharomycetales; Saccharomycetaceae
Gene: FOL1
Product: trifunctional dihydropteroate synthetase/dihydrohydroxymethylpterin pyrophosphokinase/dihydroneopterin aldolase FOL1
Exons: 1
Coding region: 1-2475 (824 amino acids)
Biological process (GO): pteridine-containing compound metabolic process; folic acid-containing compound biosynthetic process; tetrahydrofolate biosynthetic process
Cellular component (GO): mitochondrial membrane
Molecular function (GO): 2-amino-4-hydroxy-6-hydroxymethyldihydropteridine diphosphokinase activity; dihydropteroate synthase activity; dihydroneopterin aldolase activity
Source: RefSeq, marked reviewed